CUCUGGGUUUGAACACCACGAUGAUGGAGCUGGUUCUGCUGCUGGGCUGCAUCUUCUCUGACUGGAGCCUCCUGGUUUCUGCAGAAGAAGAGGUCCUGAUGAACACUAAAGCAGAAACAUCUGAUCUCAAAUGGACCAUCUUCUCCCAAGACAAAUCAGAGUCUCAGUGGGAGGAAGUGAGCGGUUUAGACGAGGAGAAAGACAGCGUGAGGACGUUUCAGAUCUGCCAGACUGAAAGCUCGUCCAGCCAGUGGCUGCGCAGCGGCUUCAUCCAGAGACGAGGAGCCUCUCAGGUCUACGUGGAGCUGAGGUUCACCAUGAUGGAGUGUUCCUCCAGGAGCACGCACCACCGCAGCUGCAAAGAGACCUUUAACCUCUACUACUACCAGGCGGACUCCAACGAGGCCACGGCCACCUUCCCACCCUGGAUGGAGAACCCCUACACCAAGGUGGACACAGUAGCUGCAGACUUCCUCCUGAGGAAGGGCGGGGAGAGGAAAUUCAACGUGAAGACCCUUAGACUCGGCCCUCUGAGCAAGAGAGGGUUCUACUUGGCCUUCCAGUCUCAGGGCGCCUGCAUGGCCCUUCUGUCCGUACGGGUGUUUUUCAAGAAGUGUCCCCCCUUGGUCAGCACUCUCUCAUCCUUUCCCGAGACUGUUCCCCGGUAUCUGGUGCAGGAGGCGCAGGGUUCGUGCGUGGAGCACGCCGCUCAGCAGGGACCCCCAUCUCGGACGCCUAAGCUCUUCUGCGGGGAAGACGGCCAGUGGGUGGGGCAGCCGACAGCUUCCUGCGCCUGCAUUCCUGGAUAUGAGCCAGCUGAGGGGCAGAUGCGCUGCACAGGUAAGAGGCCUUAA
Messenger RNA from Nematolebias whitei (Rio pearlfish), 854 nucleotides. RefSeq names its product ephrin type-B receptor 4a. Bases 21 to 854 code for a protein of 277 amino acids. The transcript has 4 exons. Gene Ontology annotation, cellular component: neuron projection. NCBI's taxonomy places the organism in Eukaryota, Metazoa, Chordata, Actinopteri, Cyprinodontiformes, Rivulidae. Gene Ontology annotation, biological process: axon guidance; central nervous system projection neuron axonogenesis. The record is from RefSeq and is a predicted model, not a curated record. Gene Ontology annotation, molecular function: protein binding; transmembrane-ephrin receptor activity.